UCAAGGUAGGUGCCCAUAACAAAACACAUCACAUGCCAUCAAAUUUGAGCCAAUUCCAACAUUUACCUAUAUAAGUAACAACAAUUGUUGGAUGGAAGACGUGUAUUGAAGAGAUGGCGACUGGGUGGUCAUCAGGUGGUGAGGCCUCAGAGUCACAGGCACAGCCAACAGAAUCAAUGUAUCUUGACCAGACGUCCAACAGGUGCUUUCUGGUGUAUGCAAAGGCUCUUGAUAUCACUUGGUCUGGAGACCAUCGUUACUGGCGCUGGGUGCAAGAAACCAGUGAUGGCCCUACUGAAGCUGCUGAACUGUUAGGAUUAAGUUGGCUAGAAGUGCGUGGAAAACUUAAGACCACAAAGCUGUCGCCAGGAAUUCGGUAUGAAGUUGUAUUUGUGGUCAAGCUGCAAGCUAAAGCUUAUGGAUGGGAUGUUCCAGUGAAUCUCAAACUCAAUGUCCCACACGCUUCAGAGAAUCGAUGGAGUAAAGUUAAUUUGACUGAUAAGGCAAGAGAGCAAUGGAUAGAGAUUCCGGUUGGCGACUUUAUUGCAUCACCCGAAAAACCUGGGGACGUCGAGUUUUCAUUGUAUGAAUACGAUCAGAGAUGGAAGACCGGACUUGUUAUCAAAGGUGUUGUCGUUCGGCCAAUCUACGAAUAACUUGGCAUAUGAGCAGAGAGAUGAUGUUCUGGUUUUUUCAUUUCAACUCUGAAAUGAGAGAACUGCAUAUGUAACAUAUGGUUGUUAAUUAGCAAGAGCCUUCUGUUGGCGUAGUUUUAAAAACCUUCUAUUGGCAUUUCCUUUUUCUUUUUCUUUUUCUUUUUUUCUGAAAAAAAACAAACCAAUUGCAGCAGUGGUUGUUUAGAUUAGCAAGAGCCAUGCAGCUCAGUAAAGUAAUUCCACACAGAGUUUCAAUUCAUGAAGAAAGAGGCUGGUUCACGGGUAGGGCGGCUCUGAGAUUUUAGGGGCCUGGUACAAAUGAGUAAUGGAGCCUCCU
Molecule: messenger RNA, 993 nt
Organism: Prunus mume (Japanese apricot)
Lineage: Eukaryota; Viridiplantae; Streptophyta; Magnoliopsida; Rosales; Rosaceae
Product: protein PHLOEM PROTEIN 2-LIKE A1-like
Molecular function (GO): carbohydrate binding
Source: RefSeq, a predicted model, not a curated record